AUGGAAGAUAGGAUAAGCCAGUUACCAGAUCCUGUGAUAUGUCACAUACUUUCUCAUCUUCCUACAGAGGAGAUUGUUAAGACAAGCGUAUUGUCCACCAGAUGGACAACUCUCUGGCUUUGGGUUGCUUGUUUGGAACUGAAUCUCCGAGAAUUCCCAGAUUUCGGUUCCUUUGUGAAUUUUGGUAAUAGGUUUUUCGAUUCCAACAGGGUCUCAUCCAUAGAAAACCUGAAUAUGACUUUAAUCAAUUAUAGUGUUGGUGAUGCCUUUCGUUUCACGUCAUGGAUUGAUGGUGCAGUCAAGCGUAAGGUCCAACAUCUACAUGUUCGUUUUCUUCCACAUGGUGGUCUUUCUAUGAUCCGUGUAAGCCUUUAUAUCUGUGAGACACUGGUAUCCUUAAAAAUUCAGAUGGUGGCUUUGCCUAAUGCCGAGUUUGUUUCCCUACCUUGUCUGAAAAUCAUGCAUUUAGGACAUAUUAGAUAUCCCAAUGAGGCCACUUUUGAGAGACUUGUCUCAUCCUGCCCUGUCCUGGAGGAGUUAGUGAUACAGGGAAGUUUUGAUUCUAAUGAAAAAGUCUUUCGGGUGAUCUCUAGGUCAUUGAAGAAGCUCAGUAUAGAACUAAUGUUUUGUCUACGUGCCCCUGGUUCGGGGUUUGUUAUCGAUGCUCCUCGACUACACUCUUUGAGCAUUGAUGAUAACCUUCCAGAAAGCUUUACAAUAACCAAUAUGGAUUCCAAUGUCAAGCUCCUCUAUGAAUACUCGAAACUAGAGUCGUUGCCUCGGUUUGGUUACAUGUCCCGUCUGGACAUUGAUCUCUCUUAUUCCCAUAUGAAAUGGUUACCAAGCUUUCUUGAGAGCUUCCCAAAAUUGAAAUCCCUCAACUUGUUAUGCUGUGAUGAGUUUGAGGAAAUGAGUUUGAGGAAAUGA
This is a messenger RNA of Camelina sativa (false flax), 927 nucleotides long. The record is from RefSeq and is a predicted model, not a curated record. Lineage: Eukaryota; Viridiplantae; Streptophyta; Magnoliopsida; Brassicales; Brassicaceae.